AUGGCCGGUGAGGAGAACGAUCAGGAUCCCCCAAAGCGCGAUGUGCGCAACCACAUGCUCUUCGAGAUCGCGACUGAGGUUGCCAAUCGCGUCGGGGGCAUUUAUUCGGUGCUGAAGUCUAAAGCGCCCGUCACCACCGCUGAGUAUGGCGAUCGCUACACCUUGAUCGGCCCGUUGAAUCGAGCUUCUGCGGCCGUGGAGGUCGAGGAGCUCACCCCGUCAAGCCCUGCAAUGAGCGAGACGAUGAAUACCAUGAAGGAGCGCGGCAUUGAAAUGGUCUACGGUCGCUGGCUUAUUGAGGGCGCCCCCCGCGUGCUCCUCAUUGAUACGGGUACAGGGUACAAAUACUUGGACGAGUGGAAAGGGGACCUGUGGAAUACUGCUGGGAUCCCCUCACCGGCGUCGGACCAUGAGACGAAUGAGACGAUUGUCUUUGGAUACUUGGUGGCUUGGUUCUUGGGCGAGUACAUCGCGCAUGAACGCCGUCGUGCUGUUGUUGCCCACUUCCACGAGUGGCUUGCAGGUGUGGCCCUCCCACUGACAAAGAAAAGACACAUGGACUUGACGACUAUCUUCACGACCCAUGCGACGCUGCUUGGACGGUACCUCUGUGCGGGCUCGGUUGAUUUUUACAAUAACCUGCAGUACUUUGAUGUUGACUCAGAGGCUGGUAAACGCGGAAUCUACCAUCGAUAUUGUAUAGAGCGAGCCGCUGCGCACUCGGCGGACGUUUUCACUACAGUCUCUCAUAUAACGGCGUUUGAGAGCGAGCAUCUCCUCAAGCGGAAGCCAGACGGAGUGCUGCCUAACGGACUGAAUGUUAAGAAGUUCUCUGCAGUCCAUGAGUUCCAGAACCUGCACUCUCAGUCAAAGGAGAAGAUCAACGAGUUUGUUCGAGGUCAUUUCUAUGGGCAUAACGACUUUGACCUGGACAACACUCUUUACGUAUUCACCUCUGGUCGAUACGAAUUCCGCAACAAGGGCGUUGACAUGUUUAUUGAAGGAAUGGCGCGUCUUAAUCACCGGCUCAAGGAGAACGGGUCAAAGACCACCGUUGUAGCAUUCAUCAUCAUGCCCGCGCAGGUUUCAUCGCUCACAGUGGAGUCACUAAAAGGUCAAGCAGUGGUCAAGUCGCUACGAGACACGAUCGAGAAUAUUGAACAAGGCAUUGGAAAGCGCAUGUAUGAGCGAUGCCUGUCCUGGAAGGAAGGCGACAACAUGCCGGAUGAGAAAGACCUAAUCACCAGUCAAGAUCGCGUCCUUCUCCGACGUAGACUGUUUGCCAUGAAACGGCAUGCUCUCCCCCCUGUUGUCACGCAUAACAUGGCGAAUGACCACGAGGAUCCGAUCCUCAACCAGAUCCGCCGUGUGCAGCUAUUCAAUCAGUCUUCUGACCGUGUCAAGAUUGUCUUCCAUCCGGAGUUCCUCAACUCUUCUAACCCAGUGCUGCCUCUAGACUACGAUGACUUUGUUCGCGGGACUCACCUUGGCGUGUUCCCCUCGUACUAUGAACCCUGGGGAUAUACCCCUGCGGAAUGUACUGUCAUGGGAGUACCCAGCAUUACAACUAACCUAUCAGGAUUUGGUUGUUACAUGGAGGAGCUGAUUGAGAACUCCUCGGACUACGGCAUCUACAUUGUGGACCGCCGGAUGAAGGGCGUGGACGACUCAGUCAAUCAGCUGGCUGAUUUUAUGUAUAACUUUACUCUCAAGAGUCGACGACAACGCAUUAACCAGCGUAACCGUACGGAACGACUCAGCGACCUUUUGGACUGGAAGCGGAUGGGUUUGGAAUACGUCAAGGCCCGUCAGUUGGCUCUCCGGAGAGCGUAUCCAUCGUCUUUUGAAACAUCGGAAGACUACUUCGACAUUAUCGGCGGGACAGAGCAGAAGAUAUCGCGGCCUCUGUCAGUUCCGGGCUCGCCAAGGGACCGCUCCGGAAUGAUGACGCCCGGUGAUUUUGCGUCGCUGCAGGAAGUCAAGGAGGGCCUUUCGACGGAAGACUACGUUGCAUGGCGACUCCCAACAAGCGAGGAAGAAGACCCGGAUGACAACUUUUUCCCUCUCACCCUGCGGGCGAAGAAAUCGGACCGAGCGUCUUCACCUCUGGACCGGAUAUCUAUAAAUGGAGGGCAAUCACCGAGCUAG
This is a messenger RNA of Aspergillus puulaauensis, 2148 nucleotides long. RefSeq names its product glycogen [starch] synthase (gene GSY1). Gene Ontology annotation, cellular component: cytoplasm. NCBI's taxonomy places the organism in Eukaryota, Fungi, Ascomycota, Eurotiomycetes, Eurotiales, Aspergillaceae. The coding region runs from base 1 to 2148 and encodes 715 amino acids. Gene Ontology annotation, biological process: glycogen biosynthetic process. Gene Ontology annotation, molecular function: alpha-1,4-glucan glucosyltransferase (UDP-glucose donor) activity. The transcript is spliced from 4 exons. The record is from RefSeq and is a predicted model, not a curated record.